AUGGCAUCGGUUCCCCUGCUCCAGCGUCUGACGCAAUCGCAGGAAACACAGCCUUCCAGCGAAGAAGGCUUGUACCUUGAGUCUUAUGCAUUCACUACAGCAGCUGCCAUUGUGGGCUCUGUGGACAGAAAGAUCUUUGUUUUGUUGAGAGACGGCAGAAACGUAUUUGGCAUCUUGAGAACCUUUGACCAGUUUGCUAACUUGGUUUUGCAGGAUACCCUCGAAAGAAUCUACUUGCCCCAAGAAAACGAACAGGCUCCAGCCAGAUUCGGAGAGGUCCCAAGAGGUGUUUUUAUGGUGAGAGGUGAAAAUGUGGUCAUGCUCGGAGAGCUAGAUAUUGAUAGAGAGGACGAGCACUUGAUGCAGAUGCAGCAAAUUCCGUUUGAAGCUGCUGAGGCUGAGAUGAAGGUGAGAAACACCGCUAGGGUGAAGGAGGAGGCCAAGAAGGCCAAGAACUACUUGAGCAGGGGUCUCAUCCACGACUUCCAGAAGACAGACUUGUACUAG
Messenger RNA from Candidozyma duobushaemuli, 507 nucleotides. RefSeq lists its product as uncharacterized. The transcript has a single exon. Gene Ontology annotation, biological process: deadenylation-dependent decapping of nuclear-transcribed mRNA. The record is from RefSeq and is a predicted model, not a curated record. Bases 1 to 507 code for a protein of 168 amino acids. Lineage: Eukaryota; Fungi; Ascomycota; Pichiomycetes; Serinales; Metschnikowiaceae. Gene Ontology annotation, cellular component: P-body; Lsm1-7-Pat1 complex. Gene Ontology annotation, molecular function: RNA cap binding.